AUGGCCUACAAAGUAGAUACUGGAGCACAAGCUAAUUUGAUGCCUGAGAGCAAGUAUCACCAACUGAAGAACAAAUCAGAACUUCUGAAUCGCUCAGUCAAACUAAAGACAUAUAAUGGGGAGGUUAUCCCAGUGCUUGGCAAGUGCAGUGUGUUUCUGGAAUAUGGAAAUCAAACACAUAAAAUGAAUAUUCUGGUAAUUCCAGGAAACAAACCAGCUUUACUGGGUCUUCAAGUGUGUGCAACUUUAGGCCUGAUUCAAAAGGCCAUAACG
Messenger RNA from Pelobates cultripes (western spadefoot toad), 273 nucleotides. NCBI's taxonomy places the organism in Eukaryota, Metazoa, Chordata, Amphibia, Anura, Pelobatidae. The record is from the annotation of a GenBank genome assembly.